UUAUCACAGAGGCAGCCGUUUAAAAUUCAGCCACGGAGUUUUACGGUAGAAAGAAACAAGUGCGCGUUUGACCAGCCAUGGGUCGUUAAAAAAGGCGUUUAUUUGCAGGAAGUGUUCUUUAAAGCUUGUUAAUGAAAUAUUGCAGUUCUUCCAUGAUGGGAGAGGACGGGGUGUUACAAAAGCUGGGUAAUAUGAAGGCUUUAUUGGGCAUCGUAGCAGGAGCUGGAGCUUCAUAUGGACUGUACAAAAUGUUACUGCGCGCCUGCAGAGAAGAUCCAGAGAGGAAGAAAAUAAAAGCGACAGAAAGUGGGAAUAUACAGCCAGGAAGCCUGAUGGCCAAAGUGUCUGGAUUUAAUGUCGUUAGUGGGAAUCUGAGCACAAAAGUCGCAUCAGGUGAAAUUCUCUCCAAAUCCCCCAGCAGUCUGGAGCCUCGACACCUCAGCAUGCUUCUCUCUCUCCUACAGAGCAGCCCGAACCCAACCGAGAGAAAACAAGUCCUUAUAAGCUUAGGAAACGCUGCAGCUUUUACAGUGAACCAGGAUCUCCUUCGUGAAUUUGGAGGUCUUCACAUCAUCGCCAGCUUCCUUUCUGACCCUGAACCUGAUGUCCGAGUGCAGACCCUGAAUGCCUUGAAUAACCUGAGCAUGAACAUCCGCAAUCAAGAGCAGCUCAAGAUCUAUGUUCCGUCAGUGUUGGAGCUGAUUGAGAUGUCCCCUGUGAACUCGGAUCUUCAGCUGGCAGCACUGAGGCUGCUGACAAAUUUGACUGUCACAGAUGAUCAUCAGCAUUUACUGAAGGGCUCCAUCACACUCCUCUUGUCACUGCUUGUAGUGAGCAAUGGCGUACUUCAGAUCCAGGUUUUGAAGGUUCUAGUCAAUUUAUCAUCUAAUCCAGACAUAAUGGACGACAUAGUACAAGCCCAGGCUCCUGCCUCCCUGGUUCUCCUCUUCGAUUGCUGCACAAGCACAGAAGUGCUUCUUCGCCUUCUGGUCUUCAUAGGGAACCUGCGGGCCUGGAGACCGUCUGCACAGGUGGCUGAAGCUCUGAGGAGACGACUGGACUCCCUGUACUGUGUGCUGCUAGACAGCUGCUCUCAGAUACACAGCAGACUCCCUCUACUCCUCUCUCACCCCGACGGAGAAGUCAGAGCUCAGGUGGUGCGGCUCCUCUCAUAAACUCUCUCCUGGACUCUCCCUUGAGCUCCAUCAGACACACUGUGUUUAAGGUCCAGACUCACCUGGCCGGUGCACUUAGAAAUACAGCUCCGUGUGUUCAGUGGGAUUGCUUCUCAUGAUUCAGUCUUUGAUGGAUGCAAAUAUUUGUUGAAGUAGUGAACAACCAAUAAUGCGCCAGUAUGAAAUUAAAGGAAUUCUGCGUGUUUUCAACCAGAAUCUAUCUACUGCAUAAGGGUUUCUCAAGGUUUACUUGGAUUGUUAUCAGUUCUAGCUUUUUAAAGUUAGAGUUCUAAAUUUCCCUGAACCCUUUGCUGUAGAGGUCUACAGAAGGUUAUGGGUUCUCCCACUGCAACAAACCAAAGAACCCUUGGAACCUUUUUCUGACUUUUGGCCCAUUUCCUUAUUGAGAGAAGAACACAAGACCUGUUUACUCGAAACUUAUUACUAAAGCCGAAGAACGGCUGCUGAAUACUGACAAUAAAGAUUUAAAAUAUAUGGGUAUAUAAUGCAAAAUUAAAGCUACAACUGUUAUAUUAAUAGGAAUAGGUCUUAGGAUGAGAGAGACAUUAAAGAAAGCUGUUAUAAUGUUUUGUGUAACCACAAAUUCUUCUCUCUAAAAAGUAGUUCUGUGGGAAUGAAUUGUAUGGGUUUCAAAUUUUAUUUACAAAUAUCAUCGAAUGAAAAAUGAACAAGUUCAAGCAUUUUACAAAAAUACAUACUCAGCAUAAACAUUUAUCCACUGCCCCAAAUACUGAUUAUAUUGGUAGUAUUAUACUGGCAGCAUUCCUUUAAAAUACAUGUAGUGUUGGUUAGCAGAAAAAUUAAUCUACAUCUGAAAGUGAAGCAACUCCUUUUUAUCAAUCUUCACUCCUUUGUGCCUACGUCGCAGCAGGGGAAAUGGACAAGUUCAAAGAAAAGCAAUGAAAGUAAAGAAGAUGCAGAAUCUAUAUUUAUAUAAAUACAGGUGAUAAAUUAAAGGGAAAAACCACUGCCUCUGUUACGCUGUAGAGAGCGUUUAUUUAUCCCCUUAGAGUGGAGUGUCACUGCAGAUCAGUACAACGUUCUACUGAUUGUUCAUGUGAUGAAACAUUUCUAUCCUGAUGGGGAGUGGUCUCUUCCAGGAUGACUCCGCCCCCACCUGAAUGCUCACUGGCUGGUUUAAUAAGGAUGGAAAUGAUAUAAAUCAUAAGCUAUGGUCUUCAGAGUCACCAGAACUUAACACAGUUGAACACCUCUGGGAGAUUUUGGACCAAUUUGGACACUAACUGAGGGAUUCUGUUUUGGAGGAAUGGUGUUCGUCCAUUCAAUACACUUCCAGAGACUUUGGAGUCUAUGCCAAGGUGCAUUAAAGCAGUUGUAGUGACUCAUGUUUUUUCCUUUAAUUUGUCACCCGUGUAAAUAUAAUGUUACUUCCUCAGGCUACUUGGAGUGGAUAGUGUGUGCUCAGUGAAUGCCUCCUGAGAGGUGCCCCUCCUUUGCCACAUAUCAAGUUGCCAAUGCCAAAAACCUUUUCUAACCAAUGAAUGAGUGUUUCACUCUAGCUGGUCUCCUACACACGAAGUGCUUCCUGUACUUUUCCUUUUAUUAGCUAAUAUUGGUAAAGUAUGGUAAGAUAUGCUUGAAAUGUCUUUGUGAUGGACAACAGAUGCACUUUGGCUGUUUGAUUUCUCCAGUGCUGUGUAUUUUUCUGCAUGUGUUUGCAGUGCAAGUGAUUGCCCGCUUAUGUAUUAUCUAACUCUGCAUUAAGCCAGGUGUGUAAUUAAAGGGCUGGUUUGGGUCAUAUAUAAACUGUAACUGGAAAAGCCAGUAAUGUGAAUAUGUCUAUGAAUUGUAUCGUAGUUGUGUGAAUUUUAUUGGAUUGGUUGUCCUGUGAUCUGCUGCAGCUGUAGGGAAAAUGCAUUUUUCAGAGUAGCAUAACAUGACUGCCACUGCUGUUAAUGAUUAAUAAAUUGAGGCCCGUUUAUUGUUUGUAUGAAAAACUUUGAAAUAAAUUAUUUUAUUUUGGAUAACUAUCA
Molecule: messenger RNA, 3190 nt
Organism: Pangasianodon hypophthalmus (striped catfish)
Lineage: Eukaryota; Metazoa; Chordata; Actinopteri; Siluriformes; Pangasiidae
Gene: armc10
Product: armadillo repeat containing 10
Exons: 6
Coding region: 132-1175 (347 amino acids)
Cellular component (GO): mitochondrion
Source: RefSeq, a predicted model, not a curated record